Molecule: messenger RNA, 2097 nt
Organism: Durusdinium trenchii
Lineage: Eukaryota; Dinophyceae; Suessiales; Symbiodiniaceae
Source: the annotation of a GenBank genome assembly
AUGCCAGCCUGGCUGCGCAAUGAUGAAGAGCGGCGUCAGUUGUUCGCGGCCCUACGCUCCACUCCGCCUGAGCCGGUCAGAGGUAGCAAGCGAAAGAAGGAAGAGAAACCACAGCCAACUGUGGACCGAAAGCUCGCUUUGUUGAAGUUGCGGGACGUGGCAUGUUCGGGUCUGCGAGAAGCACUGUGGCAAGAUGCAGAGGUUCAAGAGAUCCUGCUGAAAGGCUUAGAAGAUAACCAGCCGGAGCUUGCGCGAAUACUUUCGUUGGGGGUGAUGGUCCACCUUGCUGCAUCGUCCAGAAACUGUCAUUCUCUACUUCACAACGACCAGGUGCGGGAAAGUCUGGCCAAUCUUCAAACUGAUGGUCAGCCCCAAGAAGUGCGGGAGAAGGGACUUCUGGCCUUGGUAGCUCUGGCAGUUCCAGCUUUUCAUGAGUGUCAACAAGUAAGUGAGGACCUUAGGGACGUACUUGGAAAGGCAGCUCGAAGAAACGCAGAGACUUCCCAACGUCUUCUUGUCUUCCGGGCCCUUUGGAGUGCAGCGGUAGUCUGUCAAAGCCCCGAGUUGUUCUUUGGAAAUCAAGUGAUUUGGGCCACAGUCCUUCAAAGUCUUCAAGAGGAAGAAGAUGCGGAUAUCCGCGAAGGUGGACUUGGUGUACUGAGUGCUCUGGCUGGCCAGCAAGCUGUCGCACAUUUUCUAUGGCAAGAUGAAGACGAAAGUCGUGUGUGUGAAGACAUCUUUCUCAACACCCUUCGGUACCAGCCAUCACGCAUUCGUGGAAAAGCUUUGACGGUUUUAGCAAGUAUCGUCAAAAAUCCAGAAAAGCGAGCAUCCGUGUGGUCAUAUGUUUCUCUCGCCAGAAGAAAUCCGGACCAGGAUGAUGUACACUAUGCCAGAGAGAUGCUCGGAAGCGCUGGCAGCCAACGUGGACGUCUCGGGAGUGAUGUUUCUGGUGGCAGGUCAAGGGCGGGGAGCGAUGCAUCUGCUGCAUCGCAAUCCAAACAGUCAGGAGACCAUGUGAAGCGCACACAUACCGAUCAAGAUGAUCAAAUGGAUUCACCUGGUACCAUGAAAGACAGCAUCAUUGCUGCUGCCUCCAAAUCAGAGCUUCCCAGUGUGCGAUGGCCUGCUCUGAGUAUCUUGCUUGAACUCGCCUGGGAUGAAGAGCAUAAGAUGUCUCUCAUCAAUUGCAACGUUCCGGAGCUUCUUGUCGAAGCUUUGCCUGAUGAGCGCUUGAGCAUGAAAGAACGGAAACUUUGCAAACAUGGCCAUAGACGUCUUGUUGAUUGGAACGAGGUGAGAAUCGCAGAAGAGCUUCGUAUUGAGCGGGAGAACCAGAGUCGAGAGCUUCGCAACAUGCUAUUUGAAGAAGAAUACCAGGUCAUUUGCAGAGAACUUCCGGAGAUGGGUAGAGCAGACUUUGAAAGCCGCAACUUCGAGGACUGGACAAAGAGAGUUGAAGAGCAGAAAGCAAUGAAGCUGGAAGAUGAACUUUCACUUGAGUUCCGCAAACACCUCGCGUUCCUUCUGGAUAUGAACCGACAGUGUAUGCAGAAGGAAGACGAUCGUUCGCAUUUGGUUCGAGAAGAGGAGGAGAAAGCAGCUUUUGCUGACAAGGUCCGUGCAGCUCGGGAGCAAGCAGCUGAAGCGGCCAGAGUGGCUGCCGAUGCAAUGAGAAGGGUUGGCAGAGAUGCAGUUCUACAAGCACGAGACGCUGCAGUCGCAGCUGCCGCAGCUGCUGCCAAAGCGAGAAUGCCGCCACAGUUGCAAGCGGCAUUUGCAGCAGCUGAGGCCGCAGCCACUGGCGCAAGUGCCAAGCAACCACUGACACAGAGGGGGCAGCUGGAGGAAGCAUCCAAGGCUGCGUUACAGGUCGCAGACCGUUGUGGAAUGACACAUGACGAAAAGAUUGCAGCUGGAGCAGCAGCUGCAGCUGCAGCUGCAACUUGGGCAACCGCAGAAGAACGAGGCAAAAUCGCCAGUUCCUUUGCUUUGGCGACGGCGGCAAGUCUUGGCAUGUCUGACGAAGCUCAACAACAAGCUGCAAGCGCCGCUUCUAUCGCAGCUGUGACGUCAGCAGGUGAAGACAGAUGCUAG